Aspergillus welwitschiae is the source of this 1780-nucleotide messenger RNA. RefSeq names its product Zn(II)2Cys6 transcription factor. NCBI's taxonomy places the organism in Eukaryota, Fungi, Ascomycota, Eurotiomycetes, Eurotiales, Aspergillaceae. The transcript has 4 exons. Gene Ontology annotation, molecular function: transcription cis-regulatory region binding; DNA-binding transcription factor activity, RNA polymerase II-specific; zinc ion binding. Gene Ontology annotation, biological process: regulation of DNA-templated transcription. Gene Ontology annotation, cellular component: nucleus. The coding region runs from base 1 to 1686 and encodes 561 amino acids. The record is from RefSeq and is a predicted model, not a curated record.
AUGCCAGCCGUACGGGCCUGUACAAACUGUGUCCGAGCAAAGACGAGAUGUGCCCUCAGUGGAGCUUCCGGGACAUGUGAACGAUGUGUACGCCUUCGGAAGGCCUGUCAGCCAUCGCCUCCCGUGCGCAAGCGCCGGGUAGUGGCCAAGGCCUCUGCGAAAGAUGUCCAGAAGCUGGAGGAGAAGCUGGACGGACUGUACAGUAUCCUCCAGGGCCAGACGGGUCUGCUGAACGGACCGAUGCAGCCGGCCCAGGAGCCUGUAAUUCCAGCACCUCACACGGACGAAACCGUAUCGUUGCCUAUUCCUCUAACACAAGAUCUGUCAGGAACAACAUGUAGUCCGGCUGCUCCGUCUUUGGAACAGCCUCGGGCCACUUCUUACGAGCCUAACGAUGAUGAUGCCGAGCUGUAUUUAGCUAGGUUCCGCUCUGACUUUAUUGGCCAUUUGCCCUUUCUUGACAUUUCAGUAUCUCAAAGUGCCCAUCAGCUGCGUCAGGAGAGUCCGCUGCUGUGGCUAGCUAUAAUGACUGUUGCAUCUACUCGGACCACGCAGCAGAAAGCCAUGUCCAGGCAGAUGAGAGAGACAUUUGGUCGCGAGGCGUUUGUAGAAGGCACGAGGAGUAUAGACUUCUUGUUGUCAGUCCUGGUAUAUGCCACCUGGGAUCGCUACUACGCCCUUGACAAGCCGCUUUUUACUAGUUUGAUGCAGUUGGCUAUUGCAAUUGUAUACGACCUAGGCCUGGACAAGCCGCCGGUGCAGGACCCGAGUCUUCUGCUUAGCUAUGACCUGAAGGGACACAAUCGGCCGUCCCAUUACUCUCGGCUGCCUACCAUGCAGGAACGCAGAGCUUUGCUGGGGUGCUUUCUUGUGAGCUUUACGUCGAAUGUGUCCCGAAACGGCGAGCCACUUCAGUGGACGCCCUCAUUCGACGACUGUCUUCACGUAUUCGAAGAAGAAAAAGAAUCAACCAAUGACACUCUGCUGGUGCAGCUUGUCAAACUACGCCUCAUCACAGGAAAGGUGAUGGACGCACCAGGGACGGAGCCAAGUGACACCCAAAUCCUGCGGCCAUCGGCUUCAAUCUAUUUACAGUCAUUUCAGAAGCAAAUUCGCACAUUCCGAUCACAAAUCCCUCUCGAACUCACCAACAACAAGAUCCUGCAAAUGGAGUUAUACAGCGCAGAAAUGAUGAUCCACGAGAUUGGCUUCUCAUCAGACCCAACUAUCUUUCCUCGGCAAUCAAACCAACAAUUUGAAUGCCUCUGUGCCUGCCUCCAAACCAUCAAGUCAUGGACCGACAACAUCCUGGCCCUGCAACCUGUAGAGUAUGUCGGGCUUUCGUGCUUGAUGUGUGCCAACAUGGCGCGCAGCUUCAUCAACCUCUACCGGCUCACUGUCUGUGACUAUCCCGUUUGGGACCGUAAGCUGGUGCAGGAAACGAUAGACGUGUCCUGGGUACUGGAAACGGCGGCGCAGCGGUUCACGCAGGUCAAAGACGCGGCGGGACUCGAUCCAGAAGGCACUCAGGAACUGGAUUUCUUCAUGAUUAUGGUAGCGAAAAUGGAGGCCAUGAAGAUGUCGUGGGACACGGCGGUGAUGCCGAUGAUGGAAGACUCGUGGGAGCCGACUUUGGAUGAUCUGGACAUGUUCUCUAGCGAAUUCCGCAAUAUGUGGAGUUGGUGAUACCUCUGCAGCUGGGGAACAGUAAGAAUACAAGACUUUUCGGUGCUUACCAAUAAGCAGUUUCCCAACCCGUUUGCAGGCGGAGGAAUCUGAG